This is a messenger RNA of Colletes gigas, 2635 nucleotides long. It is a transcript of the gene RNaseZ, whose product is annotated as ribonuclease Z, mitochondrial. Gene Ontology annotation, biological process: mitochondrial tRNA 3'-end processing. Bases 303 to 2627 code for a protein of 774 amino acids. Gene Ontology annotation, cellular component: mitochondrion. The record is from RefSeq and is a predicted model, not a curated record. Gene Ontology annotation, molecular function: 3'-tRNA processing endoribonuclease activity. NCBI's taxonomy places the organism in Eukaryota, Metazoa, Arthropoda, Insecta, Hymenoptera, Colletidae. The transcript is spliced from 7 exons.
AUUUUUGUUAAUACAAACUGAACGAAUACGUCUACGCUGAUUCAUGUUCUCGUAAUUGUGUGCAUGCAUUGCGUAUAGUAACACGUGCUUUCAUAUAUCCACAUUUCUGUGUUGACUUUGUAUAACUUAAUAUCGUAAUAAUUAUUUACAAAUAAAUAAAAUUGUGCAAUUAACACUGCAGUUUGCACAUUAUUCUACAGAUAUGUAAAUUAAAGACAGUAAGGUUAAAAUGAAGAUCAAUUUUGUCUCUAACAGAAUUUCUAAAAUUGGUACAAUAAUACACAACUCCGAUUCAUUUAGGGAUGCUUCAACUACUAAAGAUAAAUUUGCGCAUUAAUUUUACAAGCCGUUCUUACAAAUCAGUUCGUUUCAAUUCCAUGAUGUCUAAGAACAUAGUUGACUAUAAUAUAAUAUCAAUGCGUCAAAAGAAGAAGAUAAAAAUGUUGACCCAUGAUAAUUCCAAUCUAACGUUACAAGUACUUGGAAGCGGAGCUAUCGGAGCCCCAUGUUCUAUAUUUGUUACGGCUGACCAUGUUAAUUAUAUGUUUAAUUGCGGAGAAGGAACACAACGAUUAGCCCAUGAAUAUCACUGUAAACUAUCUAAAUUGGAUCAUAUAUUUGUGACAAGACCUACUUGGAAAAACAUUGGAGGAAUCCCAGGUAUACUUUUGACAAUACAAGAGAUUGGUGUACCUACGAUGAAUAUUCAUUGUUCGGAGGGAAUGAAUGAUUUGUUGGACUCGCUUAAACAAUUUGUUCGUCUGUCAAGUAUGAGAAUUGUUCAUGCUCCUAUCGAUGAAUCAAAACCGUACGAAGACAAUGUAAUGACAGUCUGGUACGUUCCUAUAUCAAAGGCUGUGGGAAGCAUCAUCGAUGACCCUAUAGAAUUGAGUACUGAAAGUCAGAAUCAUUUGAAUAUAAGUGGUAAAAGAGUUAUGAACGCCGAAGAAACAGAAGAAAAUUGUAGCCAAAUAGAGAAGAAGUUAAAGAUCACGCCGAAUGUAAUAUGUUACAUUUGUGAAAUUAAACCAAAACGAGGGAAAUUGUCAAUCAACAAAUGCAUACAAUUAGGUGUAGAAGCUGGUCCACACUUACGGUUACUAAAAGAAGGAAAAGAUUUUACGAGGGAAGAUGGUACAGUUAUUUUGAGUAAAGAUGUUUGCACACCGGAUGGUCCAAAAUUCGUCUUCGCAGUUGUAGAAUGUCCUAUGGAAGAAUACUUGGAUUCUCUUGUGAAUCAUCCUGCUUUUUCAAAAUACUCAGUACCAAAUCUGGAAGAUGGUGGCAUUGUCUGUAUAUUUCAUUGCACCCCUGAAGCAGUUGUCAAUAAUGAAAAAUACCAAGAUUGGAUAAAUACGUUUCCACAGAGUACACAACAUAUUUUGCUAAAUGAUGAAAAUUAUUGUAUGGGUAGUGAAGCUGUUUAUAAGAACCAGCAUAUACUUAAUUUGUUGCAUCCUGAAAUAUUUCCAUUAUUGAAAGAAGAUUGCUUCAAAAAAGAUAAGAACACCGAGAAAAGUAAUAUCCAUCGUGGAAGGACAAUGCAAACGUUAGAUGUGCUUCCAUACUUCAAAAGAAUGAAAUGUAUCGUUUUUUCAAACCCUGAUAAAUACAUCAACGAAAUUUUUAGUACUCCCGAAUUUGAAGACGAGUUAACAAAAUUGAAAAAAAAUAUUAAAAUAAAGACAGCAGAACUUGAAUUAUUAGACACGCCUGAGUACCCACGAAUUGUUAUGUUAGGUACUGGUUCUAGUAUACCAAAUAAAGUCAGAAAUACAAGUGCUAUUCUUUUAAGAGUUGACGAAAAUACGAGCAUAUUGAUGGAUUGCGGAGAAGGUACUUUUAGUCAAAUCAUUAGACUUUAUGGGACUUCGAAUGUUGGUGACAUUUUACGUACUAUUAAGGCUGUUUAUAUUUCACAUUUGCACGCGGAUCAUCAGAUAGGUCUUGUUGGUUUACUGCAAGAAAGAGGGAAAUAUACGGACGAUAAGGUCUAUUUGAUAGCACCUGGUCUCAUUUUGCGAUGGUUAAAUUUAUAUCACAAUCAAUUUGAACCUGUUUCGCAGUUUUAUAAAUUAGUGGACAAUUGUGAUUUGUAUUUAGGCUCGCAUAAGUUGCCUCUAGUCUAUGAGGAGUCGAUAUAUAAUGCAUUGAAUAUUAAAGAAAUAAAUACCAUUCAUGUUAAACAUUGUAAAUUUUCAUACGGUGUCGCUGUUACUCUGAAAGAUGGAAGAAAAAUCGUUUACAGUGGUGAUGCCAUGCCUUGUGACAAUCUUCUAACCUUAGGUGAAGACUGUGAUCUAUUAAUUCACGAAGCAACAAUGGAAGAUGGACUACAACAUUUGGCAAGAACGAAAUCACACUCGACAACUUCCCAAGCGAUAAAUGCUGGAAAAUCAAUGAAUGCAAAGUUCAUCUUAUUGACUCAUUUUAGUCAGCGUUAUUCUAAGAUUCCUUUGCUUUCAGGAGAGGAAGUAAAUGUCGGCCUAGCUUAUGAUAAUAUGGAUAUUAAAUUAUGGCAACUGCCAUUGUUGUCUUUAUUUUAUCCGUGCAUAAAACUUAUGUUUAAGGAAUAUUACAAAAUAGCAGAUAAUCGAAGGAAGAAAAGGAUGAUGGUAGCAGUCUAAAAAUUAUU